AUGGAGCUCUUCCACUCUGAUGUCACAGGAAGUCCCGCCUCCUGUCAGAGGAUGUUUGGAUCUAUGCACUCUAUCUCCACCCCCAGCCCAUUGGUCAACACAGACAGUCCCACCCUUGCUCAUUCCUGGUUAGAGGGUGGAUCCAGCACCCCCUUGAGUCACUACACCCCUCAGCCCUCCCCACCCCUCACCCUCUCGGCCCCAAACUGCCACAGCUCCCCUCGCGGAGCACCCCACGGCCUGUCCUCCUCUCUGGAUGUCGAGGGACUGGAGAGCAGCCUUCUGGAGGCGGUGGAGGGUCUUGAGGCUAUGGGUCUGGAUGUGGCUCGGCCUCCCCUUCUGCCCCUGAAGAGACGAGGGACUGAAGGCUCAGAGACCAUGUUCCCGCUCAGCACAGCAGUCAGCACAUCCUUUGCCAGUCACAACACCUCACCUACCAGAUCUACACCAAGUCCAGAUUUCAUGGCCAGUAAACCAGAAAAUGUGAAGUUCGUUCAGGAUACGUCAAAGUUUUGGUACAAGCCAGAUAUCUCAAGAGAGCAAGCUAUUGCCGUUCUCAAGGAUAAAGAGCCGGGCUCCUUCAUCAUCAGAGACAGUCACUCAUUCAGAGGAGCUUACGGAUUGGCCAUGAAGGUGGCCACGCCCCCACCUUCCGUUCUACAGCAAAGCCGAAAAAACAUUGGUGUCUUGGGAAAUCCAAACACAGUUGGAGACAAUGUUGAGAUCUCUUCUGAAACUAUAGGAGCCACAAUGGGCGAUCUGUCCAAUGAGCUUGUGCGGCAUUUCUUGAUCGAGUGCACACCUAAAGGAGUGCGGUUAAAAGGCUGCCCCAACGAACCUUAUUUCGGAAGUCUCACAGCUUUGGUGUGUCAGCAUUCAAUCACACCCAUGGCUUUACCCUGCAGACUCAUCAUCCCAAAGAGAGGCCCUCUUGAGGAAUUAAAUGAAUCUUCAUCACAAACAUCUACAAACUCUGCAGCAGAGCUACUCAAACAGGGAGCAGCGUGUAACGUGUGGUUCCUGGGCAGUGUGGAUCUGGAGUCUCUGACAGGAGUUCAGGGUGUUCAGAAGGCCACCACUGUGAUUUUCAAUAUGGAUCCACCACCCACAUCCACUGUCGUUCACUUUAAAGUGUCUGCACAGGGAAUCACCCUCACAGACAACCAGAGGAAAUUGUUCUUCAGGAGACACUAUGCUGUCAACACAGUGAUAUUCUGUGCCCUGGAUCCUCAGGACAGGAAGUGGACACGGGACGGCUGCACAGCUGCAAAGAUCUUUGGCUUCAUUGCGAGGAAAAGCGGGAGCAGCACAGAGAAUGUGUGUCACAUGUUUGCCGAACAUGACCCCGAGCAGCCGGCCAGCGCCAUUGUCAACUUUGUCUCUAAGGUGAUGAUCGGCUCUCAGAAGACCAAAUAGAAAAAACAUAAGCAGAGAUUCCUGAUGAACUGCGACGGGGACCAACUCCACAUCCUCAACUUCAAAUGUAGAAGAGCCAAACGUAUUUACAGUUUUGCUACUGUAAUGUGACCGCUUUUACUCACUGAUGGUGUUGAAACAGUAAAACGUCAGUAUUGGAAUGGAUGAAACUUUAUUUUAUGUUGGAAUCUCCUUUUUUUUUUUUUUUGGACAAGAUACACAGGGACGGUGCUAAAUGCCAUUGGGACCAGGAACAAAUUUUAUAGGUGGGCCACCCUUUUCACAAGGCCCAGGACAACAUUCCCAAUUGUCCCCACUGAUGAUGGCCAAGAAGAUCCAUUCCACAGGAAGUCUUUGAAAUGUAUGCAGCACUCUUGCAUCACAGGACACAUCCAGAAGGGGGCGCCACACUUCUUCAGCUCAUUCUCACGCUGCCAUAAACACAGAAUGCUCAAAGCAAACUUAAAAGCCUAAGAGGAAAAACAACUAACCAUUAUUUUAUUGUUUUUUUUGUUUGUUUUUUGUGCAGUUUUGUUUGCAGUAUUUUCGAGGUCCUUGGUUUUGUUUGGAAAUAGAAAUGUUGGAGGUGUAUAUGUAGAUUCAUUUACAUGUUGAGUCUGGGCACAUACAGACAAAAGAUGCAGACCAAAGACCAUUUUGCAUAUCAAUUUGCAAAAUUUAAAUGUGUUUGAUUUUAUAUGUGUGUAUACAUUAUCAAAUGCUACUUUUAACAUUUUUUUUAGCUCAAAAUAUUCAGUUGUUGUUUAUCUCUGUAUUUGUUUAUAAGUGCUGAGCUCACAUUUUUUUGUCAAUGACAAGUGGUUUCCCUAAAAAGCAUAUUGGCAUUGACUUUGUUUAUAUAUUUGGAAAUAUUGAUCGUAUAACUCAUAUUCUGUGUAUACUUAUCUCUUACUCAUCUAUGCGACAUGAGAAUUAAACCAUCUUAUUUGAUAAAUCACCUCAUUUGAAGUAAGCAUGACAUAACUCAUGUGAACUCAGUACUUCUGACAUUUUUUUUUUUGUUACUGAAAAGAGGCUUUUGCCAUAAACGUUUCACUUGGAAUUCAUCUGAAUCAGACAUAAACAUGCAUGUUCCAUGACUUUUCUUACUUUAAGAAGCAAGGACCAUGUUUUCAUCACAAAAGCUAUUCUGUACUUUCCUUGUACUGUCUAACGCUUUGGUUUAUUUGUAAAUGAAUGAUUUAUGGACUGUAUACGUGCACAGAAUACAAUAUUAAAGAAACUGU
Messenger RNA from Sinocyclocheilus anshuiensis, 2663 nucleotides. RefSeq names its product tensin-3-like. Gene Ontology annotation, cellular component: focal adhesion. The transcript has 13 exons. The record is from RefSeq and is a predicted model, not a curated record. Bases 1 to 1416 code for a protein of 471 amino acids. Gene Ontology annotation, molecular function: protein binding. NCBI's taxonomy places the organism in Eukaryota, Metazoa, Chordata, Actinopteri, Cypriniformes, Cyprinidae.